Carica papaya (papaya) is the source of this 409-nucleotide messenger RNA. The record is from RefSeq and is a predicted model, not a curated record. NCBI's taxonomy places the organism in Eukaryota, Viridiplantae, Streptophyta, Magnoliopsida, Brassicales, Caricaceae.
CUGUGAGAGAGAAACUUGAUUGCAUAAGAUCGGAAGAUCACACAGUACAUACCCAAAGCGCAGGGUUUCCCCUCUCUCUCUCUCUCCCUAAACCCUAGUGACGCAAGGACAAUCUGAACGCGUUUUACAGUGUUAUUCCUUUUCUUGAUUAACAAUGACAGAAGCAGGUCCAGACUCCAAGGAGGAGGAGAUGUCUUUGAAAGAUAAAGGCAAUGAAUUCUUCAAAGCAGGGAACUACCUCAAAGCCGCUGCUCUCUAUACUCAGGCCAUCAAGCUUGACCCUUCUAAUCCAACUCUUUAUAGCAACCGUGCAGCAGCCUUUUUGCAUUUGGUUAAGCUUAACAAAGCUCUUGCUGAUGCUGAGACGGCAAAAAAAUUGAACCCCCAGUGGGAAAAGGUAUGAUUGCCC